AAGAUUAGCGGGUCGCCUGGGAGCGUAAAUUGGGUUGAAGAAACCCGAACCCGGAUUCAACGAGGCGAGUGUUUUAGGAACCAACAGCCAACUGCAAUCAUAAGAGGAAGAUAUAUCUUUUCCUCUUUCCUCUAAAUCUUGGAAGGUCAGAAACUCCGUUCGUGAUCUCAUAACUUCAAUAACAAUGGCGACAAGGUACUGGAUAGUUUCUCUUCCCGUUCACAGCUCCGCCACUUCUCUAUGGAGUCGCUUACAAGAAUCCAUCUCCAAAAAUUCCUUCGACACUCUUCUCUACAGGUUCAAUAUCCCAAAUCUUCGCGUUGGUACACUCGAUUCGUUGUUAGCCCUCAGCGAUGAUCUACUCAAGUCGAAUACGUUUAUCGAAGGAUGCUCUCAUAAGAUACGACGUCAGAUCGAAGAUUUGGAGAAGGCAUCGGGAAUUCUCGCUAGCUCCUUGACUGUCGAUGGGGUUCCGGUGGAUUCAUAUCUCACCAAAUUUGUGUGGGAUGAGGCUAAGUAUCCAACAAUGUCUCCUCUUAAGGAGAUUGUGGAUGGUAUUCAUGUGCAAGUAGCCAAGAUAGACGAUGAUCUUAAGGUUCGUAUUGCUGAGUAUAACAAUGUUCGCAGUCAACUCAAUGCAAUCAACAGAAAGCAGACUGGAAGCUUAGCUGUUCGUGAUCUGUCCAAUUUGGUAAAACCAGAGGACAUAGUCACUUCAGAACAUUUGGUUACUGUCAUUGCUGUUGUCUCCAAGUUUUCCCAGAAGGAUUGGUUGUCAUGCUAUGAAACAUUAACAACUUAUGUGGUCCCUAGAUCCUCCAAGAAUCUACAUGAGGAUAAUGAGUAUGCUCUCUAUACUGUGACAUUAUUCAAUCGUGAUGCUGACAAUUUCAAAAUUAAGGCACGCGAAAGAGGAUUUCAAAUUCGUGAUUUUGAAUAUAAUUCGGAAACUCAAGAAGGUCGGAAACAGGAGCUUGAAAAACUGAUGCAAGAUCAGGAAUCCCUGAAAAGCUCUCUUUUGCAAUGGUGUUAUACCAGUUAUGGAGAGGUUUUCACUUCCUGGAUGCACUUCUGUGCUGUCCGCUUAUUUUCCGAGACCAUUUUGAGAUACGGCUUGCCUCCUUCCUUUUUGUCUGUUGUAUUGUCACCAUCUGUGAAAAACGAGAAGAAAGUACGUACACUCCUUGAAACCCUAUGCGACAGUUCCAACAGCACGUUUUGGAAAACGGAUGAAGAAGGAAGCAUGGGUGGGUUGGGUGGUGAAGCGGACACUCAUCCUUAUGUCUCCUUCACUAUUAAUCUCAUAUGAUGAAACUCGUGUUGAGGUGAGAGAGAGGGUGUAUCGAUUGUUUGACGUUUAACGUUUGAUUUUGAAAUUUGUUUUGUUUAUUUAUUGUACUACAAUAUCACUAUGUAUAAAAAGGAUUACAAAAGGCACCAAGAUGCAUAUCAUCAAGAGCAGGAUGAUGAGGUUAAGCAUCAUAGUCAUUGAUACCAAAAAUCAUAAAUAACACUCGCUUAUAGCUGCAAAACAAGAGAGGACAAGAAGACGAAUCACAAUGAGCAGAUGAAGUUGAUGGAUCCUUUGAUAUGAUGAUGUAAACUACAAUGAUUAAAAGAAAGUAAAUAAUCAUGAGUAGAAGUCUUUGGCAAACAAAUUGUAGAAAAAAUAAAUAAAUUGUGUUUUAAAA
Lactuca sativa (garden lettuce) is the source of this 1691-nucleotide messenger RNA. RefSeq names its product V-type proton ATPase subunit C. Gene Ontology annotation, molecular function: proton-transporting ATPase activity, rotational mechanism. Gene Ontology annotation, cellular component: vacuolar proton-transporting V-type ATPase, V1 domain. Lineage: Eukaryota; Viridiplantae; Streptophyta; Magnoliopsida; Asterales; Asteraceae. The record is from RefSeq and is a predicted model, not a curated record. Gene Ontology annotation, biological process: proton transmembrane transport.